AACUACCAUUUCGACAACUUCCAGGGCCACUUUCGUAAUUUCACACUAAUGGCAAUGAUUGUAAUUCUUGACUUGCGGCAGGCCCGUUUCCGUAAUUCAUGCAACCACUUCAUAUUAUUCCCACUCCAUAUCAGAUAUCUCAUAAUCACUCUCUCACUCAUAGUUUUCUAGAGAGAGAAACAACUCACUGAUCUCAAAUCUUCCAAAAUCCUUCAAACAUUUUCAAAACAGAUCAAAAUACGGUGUUAAAUCCUUGUUUUCGUUUGAAAUUCUUCAAGUUAUACUCAAUUUGAAGCUAGUUUUUUAUCAAUUUAACUGUGAUUUUCGAAGAAAUGCAGGAUUUACGUUCGAUUAAUGGCGGUGGUGGCGGAGAUAGGCGGUUGCGACCGCAUCAUCACCAGCAAGUAACUGGUCCUCCGGCGUUGAAAUGUCCGCGAUGCGAGUCGUUGAACACGAAAUUCUGUUACUACAACAACUAUAACCUCUCUCAGCCACGUCACUUCUGCAAAAGCUGCCGGAGAUACUGGACCAUAGGCGGAGUCCUCCGUAAUGUCCCCGUCGGCGGCGGUUGCCGGAAGAAAAAACGACCAAAAUCUAAAUCCGGUAACCGAAACGCUAGCUGUCACGCUACUAUACGGAAGCCGUCAAAUUCGGACGAUUCGAGUAGCGGCAGCUCUAGCCUUACCGCCACCACCACCGCGGCGAAUACGACGGCGAAAACAACCGUAACCGUUCCUGUAACCGCUGUGGAGGCGUUGUCAGGUGUUAAUUCGUUAAAUUCUGCAAUGACAUCGUUUCGGUUUUGUCAAAACCCUAGCUUCGAUAUACCGCUACUAAAUCAUCAAUCAUCAACCGGAAACAUCAUUUCGCCGGAGAUUGAUACUUUAACCGGAAUGAUGACGUCAUCGGCGGCUGAUUUACCCCCAGAGUUUAACAUAUCUGGCGGUAUUUCGCCGUUCCGGUUGCAUCACACCAGCAGGAUUGUGGAGAAUAUUCACUUGGAGCAACCAGAGUGGAUGGUUGCAGAUAUUACGGGUGCAGUUGAGUUUUCCGGUGUGCCGGAGAAGAUGAGUGACGGUGGAGUUGGUACAGAGGAGUGGAAUAAUUGUACGGAACAAGCGUUGUUUGAUUUAACCGGAACCGUUGAUCAGACAUAUUGGAAUCAAACUCAGUGGGAUGAUGAUAACGAUCGUCCACGUCAGCAUCAUGACCAUGAGCUUAAUUGGUAACUUCUCCAAUUUAGUACCAAUAUUACAAAUGCAUUUUACCGACCUAAAAAGAUUACAGAGAUAGAAAAUAGAGAUAUAGUGAUUUGGAUCUCUUAUUAUGUAAAUCUAUAUUUUUCCCUAUGGUUUAUGAUCUUGAGAUAUGUUUUGAUUUGAUCAAGAUAAAUAUAUAUAUUAGUGUUAUAUGUU
Messenger RNA from Helianthus annuus (common sunflower), 1415 nucleotides. Its product is annotated as dof zinc finger protein DOF5.4. The record is from RefSeq and is a predicted model, not a curated record. Bases 333 to 1229 code for a protein of 298 amino acids. Gene Ontology annotation, biological process: regulation of DNA-templated transcription. The transcript has a single exon. NCBI's taxonomy places the organism in Eukaryota, Viridiplantae, Streptophyta, Magnoliopsida, Asterales, Asteraceae. Gene Ontology annotation, molecular function: DNA-binding transcription factor activity; DNA binding.